Messenger RNA from Knipowitschia caucasica, 1077 nucleotides. The record is from the annotation of a GenBank genome assembly. NCBI's taxonomy places the organism in Eukaryota, Metazoa, Chordata, Actinopteri, Gobiiformes, Gobiidae.
AUGCACGCAUUUUUAAAAGGAGCCUCUGUUCAGAGCACUAAACUACAGAAGGAGAAGAUCACUGCAGGACCAAGUGGAGAAAAGAAACAAAGGGCAGUGCCCUGGGUGGAAAAAUAUAGGCCAAAAUGUGUGGACGAGGUGGCCUAUCAGGAAGAGGUGGUUGCAGUGCUGAAGAAGUCGCUGGAAGGAGCAGAUCUCCCCAACCUGCUCUUCUACGGCCCUCCAGGAACAGGAAAGACCUCCACUAUCCUGGCUGCUGCGAGAGAACUGUUUGGUCCUGAGUUGUACAAACAGAGAGUGCUGGAGUUGAAUGCCUCUGAUGAGAGAGGGAUCCAGGUGGUCCGCGUGAAAGUGAAGAACUUUGCUCAGCUCACAGUCGCUGGAACUCGGUCAGACGGGAAGCCGUGUCCUCCCUUUAAGAUCAUUAUUCUGGACGAGGCAGACUCCAUGACCGCUCCAGCUCAGGCUGCGCUCAGAAGAACCAUGGAGAAGGAGAGUCGCACCACUCGCUUCUGCCUCAUUUGUAACUACAUAAGCCGGAUUAUUGAGCCACUAACAUCCAGAUGCUCAAAAUUUCGAUUCAAACCUUUGGCCAAUCAGAUACAACAUCAGAGACUCCUGGACGUUUGUGAAAAGGAGAACUUGAAGUACACUAAUGAGAGCAUUGAUGCCCUGGUCAAAGUGUCCGAGGGAGACUUGAGGAAGGCAAUCACAUACCUCCAGAGCGCUGCCCGCCUCAACACCGACAAAGAGAUAACAGAAAAAGCAGUCAUCGAAAUAGCAGGGGUGGUUCCUACAAAAACAAUUGACAACCUACUGGAAAUCUGUUUCAAAGGAACAUUUGAGAAACUAGAAGUUGCCGUCAAAAGCACUGUGGAUGAGGGCUAUGCUGCUUCACAGAUCCUAGGUCAGCUCCAUGAAGCCAUUAUAGAUCAGGACAUCAGUGACAAGCAGAAGUCUGCCAUCACAGAGAAGAUGGCUGUGGUGGAUAAGUGCUUGGCAGAUGGAGCUGACGAGUACCUGCAGAUGCUGAGCCUGUGUUCUGUUAUUAUGCAACAAGCUGCAGAAAACAACUGA